This is a messenger RNA of Bactrocera oleae (olive fruit fly), 8523 nucleotides long. It is a transcript of the gene wry, whose product is annotated as delta and Notch-like EGF repeat containing weary. Gene Ontology annotation, molecular function: calcium ion binding. The record is from RefSeq and is a predicted model, not a curated record. NCBI's taxonomy places the organism in Eukaryota, Metazoa, Arthropoda, Insecta, Diptera, Tephritidae.
AGCUAGUAGCGGAGUAACUUUCAAACGGCACGGUUCUCGUACAGUGUGCACUACACGGCGUAUAAGCAACGUGUGAAGCAUUUCAUGUGUGUCAACUAAGCUAUACAAAUGUGUCAAAAGUGAAGGAUAGUUGAAAGCAUAAUGUGCGAUUUGCACUAAAAGUUUUAGGCAAUAACAAAUGUAAAAUAAUCAAACGUAAUUUGUGUAGUAGAGAAACUAAAGUGACAAAACUUAAAGCUGUGUAUAGUUAUUUGAAUAACUCGCCUUUGCCGAUGUCAUUGAAACUCAGUUGCUUGACAGCGCUAUACUUUUACAGUUGCGCAACUAAAAUUUACGUAUUCAUGCGCGCAUAGAAGCUAAGACGUUACUAAAAUAAACAAACAAAUACACACACAUAUGCACAUACAUGCGGUUCUGUCCGCGAAACUGCUCUGCUGGAAAUAACAAAUACCCAAGUGUGUUUAUGUAGUGCAUGUUGAAUUUAUAUUUGUUUUGAACAUACAGCAGCACGUGUAUGCCAGUGUAUAAAUCACAGUAGACGCUUUCAAGUACAAAGCGCAUUGCAUAAGUGUGCGCGCGCGAGUGUGUGUGUGCCUAUGCGGGCAAAGUGUAAAGUGCAGACAAAGCAGAUUAAUGUAAACGUUGCCGUUAAGGCAUUGAAGGCGUGCCGUGUGGAGUGAGUGCGCAUGAAACAGUAAGUGGCAUUGCAUAAAUCAUGAACCAAUGCGUGUACUAUUAAAUAUUUCAAACUGAAUGCAGAUUUUACUUAUACAAGUGUGUAAAUGUGUUUAAUGGGCCGACACGCAGAGCGCCAGACGACUGUGUGAAUCGCUCGAAGGUGCGAAACGCUUGAGUUUCCAUUUAGUUGCAAAAUCGAGCAACAGAAAACAAUGUCACCAGUAACACCACAAGUACCGCUAGCAAAUGUAGACUUUAAACUAAAAGCACCAACAACAACGUUACGAGCAGCUAUUGCAACAACGGAAGUUCUAAUAUUGGGUAACGCAGAGCAUAAUAAAAACUUAACCAAAAGUUUAAUAAAAGUUAAAGAGUAAAAGAACAGUGAGUCCAGCAGAGUGGUGCACAGAGCACCGGGUGUGCAGCGUUUUGAGUACGCCUACCGCAUCAGAGCGGCGGAAAUAGACGAUAACAGGAAGUGUGAGAAAAACAGGAAGUGCUAAAAUAGCAAAAGUCAGCCACACACACAUACACAGCCGAAAAUUCAGCGGAAAUGUUUACAAAAAUGCAAAAGUUCUACAUUUUAGCAUUUUCAAUUGCAACAGUGUUGGCGUUUGCCGAUGCAAAUGGUUUCGCCGAGUCAGGUUUACAGCCAGCGACAACGACAGAGGAAGCACCGAUAGUGGGUGCGACGGUGAUAGUGGGCGAGCAGGCAAUGGAACGCAUGCAGGCAGGUGGGGAUGCAAAAGCGACGCGACAACAAAAACUGGCGAUGACCCACACACAGCCGCUAACAACAACCGCAACAGCAACGGCAGCAGCAGCAACAACAACUGUAACAUUCGGAUCCUCAAAUGCGCCAGCAACACUAACGUCGGCAAACGAUGCGGACGAGCAAGUUUUGAAUACCGCAACAGCAAUACCAGCAACAGCACAGCCAGCUGAGGGAAUGAGUAAUGAGCAGGCAAAGCCAGCACAGCUGCAACAACAGUACGCAGUAGAGAACGUAGCAGUAGAGAAGGCCGCAGCAGCGGUUACUGAAGCGGGUGGAAACCAGCAAGUAUAUGGCUUUGUAAAAAAUGAUAUUAGAAAGGGGCCAACAGCAACAACAAACCAAAUUAAUGCUGCGGCAUACGAGCAUGGUGUAGCAACACCAGUCAUACCCACGAGUAGUGGCAGUGCAUCAGCAGGCGGUACAGCAAGCAAAUUUAGGGAAGCGCCAACAGUGGAUGCCGAAAGUAAAUCACGUGCGGAUACACUACCGCCAGGCAAUGGUGCGGCGAGUAAUGGCGGCGGUGCAGCAAAACCCAAAGAGCACGGAAAUGUAGCAAAAACACAAAUCAUUAAAAAUGCAGAGGAGUUGCGUAUAGCACGCCAGAACGACAAGCAAGCGGAUGUGUAUGCAGAUGAGCUGGUUGGUGAGCGCAACGAUUCCAAAGUAGGGGAAAUUGAAACAGCCGACAGCGUUGCAAAUGCUGAGCGCGGUGUUAGAAAAGUGACAAAGCAGUGGGAGGCCGAUAACAAAAUGGAAGCGACUAGUGACUUACAGCCAAUUGUGAAGGAAAAUAGCGGAACUGUUCAAGUGAAGAAGCCACAAGAGGAUGCAACUGCAAUGUGGUUAAGAGAGGAGGUGACUACAAGCAAACAGAUGACAGGGGCAGUCGAUACUAACACUUUAAGAGCGAAAUAUACCGACAGCGCGGAGACAGUCACAAAGUCAACGGCAACCGAAGCGGCAACGGUAGAACCAGUAAAAGAUUCAGUAAAAGAUGACACAGCAACAGCACAACCAGCAAAGGAUGGCAUCAAUAUUGAGCUGCGACUCAAAGAUGGGCUAUACCGCAUUAAAUUGGCUGAAAUUGUAACAGACGAAUACAAUGGCAGUGAUGCGGAGGAGCAGCAGAUGCAGCAGUCAAAAGCUGACGCACCAAUGACGGGCAAUACAACUGCAGCGGGUGCCAACAAACCAAGCGCACUACUAGAAAUACAAGUGAGCGCAGAAGAGGAGGAAUACAACAAAGCACGAACUGCAGGCGAGUUGACAACAAUAUCUGCGCUACAUAAACUACAAAAGCAACAUGCAGUCACUGAACAACUAGGCCAACAUGCACAGCACACUACACAAACUGCACUGAUAAAACCAGUUAAACAAAAAGCACAACAACAGCCAGGAGAACAAGAGCUCAAGCAACAACAGCCACAACAGCAACCAAACCAAUUACGCCGCAAGUUGCCAGCGCACCAAGAUAUAGAAAACCGACAGGUGCAGCAACACAAAGCACACACCGCAAGCGAGUUGGAUAACAUGAAUAGCCAGCAUAUGAAAAACAACAACCACAACAACAACGAAAAACAGAAUGACCAUGUCGAAAACACAAAGCACACAAGCACUGUAAUUGUGUCGCGAUCCACGCCACAGCCCACGCCGCCCGCACUCAACAUAGUUGAUCUAUAUCCCAUGAAAAUGGAAGAUUUCAAUCCAAUUAUACGUGACUCCAAUGCGAAGUUGUUAAAAGCGCGUACCAUCUAUAAGCCGGUGGAUAGCGGCGAGGAUCAGCCGUUGCAACCAGCUGACGGGUUGUACGAACGUGCCGACGACGUCAAGGAAAUAGGACACCAACAGAAUUUAUUGCCAAAUGAAGUAAAUGCGCUGGAUAACAUUGUACAACGUUACGACAAUAUCAAUAAUUUGGCCGCCGCACAGCACAACGUCAAUCGUAGGCCAGUAGUAGGCGCGGCAAUAACAACAACAGCCACGACACAGAGUAAUGGAGUUGUAGCGGCAACUAUUAGCCAACAAGCAGAACGCCGACAGCAGCAGGCCGAUACCAUCAGUGAUUUCACCGGAAAACUGCUGGCCGAACAGGAUGGUGUCAUUACGGAAAUCGAGCAAAAGUUCCGCUUGAAUGAGUUUGCGGCAACGCCGACAAUGUUGGCCACCGAAUCAGCGACAACAAGAGCAACAACAAGUAAAGAACGACAACUGACUGGCGGCAAAGCGAGCUUUAGUGUCAACCACAAAGUGCAACCAACCAAAAGUGUCGGCAAUAAAUACGCUAAAUAUAAAGGCGCUGGUAUGCAACGCAGUACAACGCAACACGACUUCAUCGAGCGACGCGUCAAGAAAAGUUUCGACUUUCCCAUGCAUCGUGCAGCCAGCGUCAGCGAUGCACUCGGCAUGCCACAUGUCGAUUUCGCCAAUACAAAGUUCAACACGGAUGGUGGCGGCACGCAAAGUCACAGCGAAAUGACGGUUGGUGGCACGGAGAGCGGUAAUGGCGCAUUGAGAGCGGCGCUUGGCACACAUCCGGAAUUUUCGACGACAAAAUUCUACAACAGCAAAGAACUCUACAAUGAAAUGAUGCUACACAAUCGGCAACGGCUAAAGGCAAAAGCCAAGGUAGAGCAGGCAGCAGCCGCAGCGGCAACAGCAACAACAACCAAAAAUACCGUCGAAAGUGCGGCAAGUCGAUUUGCGUUACGCCAAAGUGCAAAGUUGGCAACUUCAAAGUAUACGCCAAACGCAGAAACAAGCAAAGCAAUUACGGGUGAAGUGCACAUGAACUCGCAGCGUCGGGUUAAUAGCGACAGCGUGACCAAGAAUGUAACUGAAUUGCGCGCAGAUAACAAAGUUGCGGUGAAUGGGGGCGGCAGCGAAGUACAACGCGUUGUGAAGGCGAUAAAUGUUGCAGCGAACGCAGAAAAGAAAGGCGAAGUGCAGUUGAGUCAGCUGGUGACGCCAGAAAAUGCACAAAACGUAAAGGAAAACGCGCAAAUGCUGACUGUUGCAACCACCAUUAGCUCAACAAAUAUCCAACCCACUGUUGGCGACAAACCGACUAAGAAAUACCAAAAAGAAUUGCAACGCGCUAAAUUGCUGCUCAAGACACUUUUGUUGCCACCGACAAGCGUUAAUGUCACCAGUGCGAACAAGUUCAAUCCAACAGCAGCCACAGCCACAACAACGCGCGUAAUUGCAGCAGGAAAUAGCCAAAAUUACAGCAGUGAAGCCAAUUUGCACACACCACACACAGCUGCCGACACGCCUGACACAGUUACAGUUACGGCAAGUCAUUUAGAUUUAGUUGCAACGGCCAAAACUUUUGACAUUAUGUCGUUGUCGCGUAAAAGCCAAGCCGUUACGCCUCCCAUAGCAACGGAUGCAGCUGUUGGCAAUAUUGACAGCGCCAUCGACAGUGCAAUGACAAGCCAGCCCGUUGCCGCCGCGUCACUGAAACGGGUUAAUUUUGAUGGCGUUGACAUAGCGCAUGUUAAGCGCGCGCAACUAACGCUCAUUGCAACAACUGCCUCAACUACAACAAGCAAAAAUGGUAUGACAACAGCUGCGACGAUUUCUUCUAAAAAACAUUUUUCGCCCACAACUGCAGCAGCAGUUGACGCCACAACUCCAACGUUGCUUCUCUAUCCAUAUCCACAGUUGCAGCAUACAAAGACGACCCAUAUUAGCCAACCGCAUGAUACCACAGCCACAGCGCGCAGCACAAGCAGCACAAUGAUGUCUGCCGCUCGCACCAACACCACCUCCACCUCGAGCACCACCACUACCACCGCAAAUCUCUCGAAAUCCUCCUCAAAGCCAAUCGUCCGACCACGCAUACUUAGUCGCCUGCAGGAGAAAAUCAACUCACUCGAAUGUGAAAUACAAAACGUGCCAAGCGAUGCGCACUUGUGGCGCGGCAAUGAGACGCAUGAACUGCUGCUACCCAUUAUGACCUCCGAGAAUUGCCCAUACGGCGGUACAGACUGUUCGCCAUUAUUAGUCUCCUGGGAAGGUGAAGCCGAAAUACAGUCGGGCGAUAUUUUAAUCGUGGAAAUCAAUGACACUUUACUGCAUUUCAAUCAGCAUCACAUCACGCACACCAGUCUUGCUCACAAUACUCAAGUCUAUCAGGUGACACGCUCGGGACAUGAGCAUUGCGACGUUACGGAGGGUAUACUAUUGGAUAUAACACCGUUGGUUGUCGAUGGCAGGAAACUGGUGACACUCUACGAUAAGGAUCUCACCGAGGGAGUCAACUUGCUAAUUGUUGUUUCCGAGUUGUGGGGCACGCAGUGUGUUCGUCUGAAGGUCACCGCAAAAACCGACAAUUGUGGCGAAAGCGCUGAAUGCUCUGGCAAAGGUGUGUGCUACUCAAAUUCAGCGAUGGAGGAGUAUGAGUGCCAGUGCUGCAGCGGUUUUGCUGGUCCCCACUGUGAGGAGAUUGACGCUUGUACGCCCAGUCCAUGCACCAACAAUGGCAUUUGUGUUGACCUUUCGCAAGGGCAUGAGGGAAAUUCAUAUCAAUGCUUGUGUCCAUAUGGUUACACGGGCAAGAAUUGUCAAUACGAGUCGGAUCCAUGCAAUUCGGCGGAAUGUAUGAAUGGCGGUAGCUGUGUGGGCAAUUCGACACAUUUCAGAUGUGACUGCACGCCUGGCUAUACGGGCCCACUGUGCCAACACAGCCUCAACGAAUGCGAAUCAUCACCAUGUGUACAUGGCAUUUGUGUGGAUCAAGAGGAUGGAUUCCGUUGUUUCUGCCAGCCGGGAUUCGCUGGUGAACUCUGCAAUUUUGAAUAUAAUGAAUGCGAAUCGAAUCCAUGUCAGAACGAUGGCGAAUGCAUCGAUCACAUUGGCAAUUUCGAAUGUCGCUGCACCAAAGGAUACACUGGAGCGCGCUGCCAAAUUAAGGUGGAUUUUUGCGCUAACAAACCCUGCCCCGAUGGCCAUCACUGCAUUGACAAUGGAAACGAUUUCAGCUGUGAAUGCCCGGGAGGACGCAAUGGCCUGGAUUGUAAUCAAAUGCCACGAAAGCAAUGCGCUGAGAAUCUCUGCAAGCACGGCGGCACAUGCUGGACCAGCGGAGCCUCCUUCUACUGCGCCUGCCGACCGGGUUACACCGGCAAUAUGUGCGAAGACGAAUUUGUUGUGGAGACGGUCGUUAGUUCCAGCGAGUUUAUGGUUGACGAUACGAGCGCCAGAAAUUUUAAUGACAAAACUUUCGGUUCAUCGGUUGUGCUAAAGAGCCCCAUUGAAUUGCAUAAUGCAUACUUUGGUGCGGGUGUGCUGGCGGCAGCCGUUUUUAUUGUGGCCGUUGUGGUGGCCAUCUGUCACUGCAAGGUGAAUCAGACGUACCGUAAAUUUUCAACGCGCUCCUCCACAUUCUUCCCAAUACUGGGCUUUGGACGACGCAGCAAAUCUCAAAGCAAACUCAACAAACACUGGCUCAGCGGCAAAGGAUUGGGCGGUGGCGGCGGUGCGGGCGCCAGCGGUUCACUGCGCUCGUCCGGCUCAACGACAUCGCUGACGCGCGGACAUCUACCCUCGGCGCAACAUGGCUCCGCCGCUCAUUCGUCACAUCAGCGUCAACAGCAGCAACAGCUGGGCGGCCAAAUGCACGAACGACCGUUCCAACGGCAUUUGGCGAUGAAUUUGGAGAACGAUAUGUAUUAUACAGUUGAUUUUAGCGAGAAUUCACAGCACUCACCGCUGAUACAGUGAGCCAAAGACAAGCGCGCUCCACAGGGUAAAGCAGCGGUCGCCGACGCUGUUGCCGCUGCUGCUGCUGUUGUGGGCGGUCUGGUAGUGCGGGCGUUAGUGGGUGUUGUUGGCAAGCAACGAUUCGGAGCGAUUGUUGGCAUGGGUGCGGUUAAGAGGGAAGCAACAACGGUGGUGAUGGGUGCUGAGGUUCAGCACACGAGUGCGAAUAGCAAUAGCUGCAACAACAACAAAUACAAUAACAACACGCCCACUAAUUGGUUAGUUAAAUUUACAAAACGUUCUUAUUAAUGGCCAAAUGCUGAUUAUGAUCAUAAUUAUGUAGACGACGCUGAUAAUAAUGAUAAUAAUUAUGAGUUAAUUAUACAGUUAAUUGAAAAUAAUGCAUAUGUACACACAUACAUACAUACAUACAUAUGUAUGUAAUUGCGCGUGCAGUGAAGGCUUGCCUGCUAGCGAGUUUGGCGGCACUGCGACUGGUGCAGCACUGGUGAAAACACCGUUAGCCAAAGUCCGCAUUUUAUUUUUAUUUUUUUUUGCAUAGCAAAGGGAAGCUGUCGCUACUUGCUAGUUGUAGUUGUGAGAGUUUUUCAAGUGAAAUACUGCAGGUAUUGAAACUUUAAUUGAAAUGUCCAUGCUUUCAUUGCGCGCCUGGCUACAAACUGUUCCACAAGCAAGUGAAUAUGUAUGUGUGCGUGUAGAUUGGUAAAUGUAGAUGUGUAAAUGGGAUUCUAAACAGCAUAAGUUAUAAUGAAGGACAACUAAAAUCAAACUGAAAUUUUAAUAAGCUUAAUUACAAGCGAAGUAAUGAAAUACAUUACACUACACACAUAUAAAAUUACAUUCGAUCAAGUUGAAAAUGAUUUGUAGAUACUUUUUAUGCGUCAGCACGUGAAUGUGUUGUUGCAGCGAUAAUAAUUGAACAGACGAAAACGAAAAUUUAAUUAAAUUAAAACAAGUAAGAAAUUGCAUUUUAAAAUAUCUACUUAAUUAGUGUUAUCCACCGCUUUAAGUGGACAGCCGAAACGUAUUGAAAGACACCUUUGCAUAUGCAGACACUUCAGGCUCACAAAUUAAAAUUCUAAUUGGCGCGUUGGUUAAAGUUUAGUUCAAUAAAAGUGUAAACCGAAAAUAAAUACAAAUUAAAAUAAAAUUCAAAUUAGGCAUAGAAAUAGUGAAAUAUAGUGAAGAACAACAGUUAUUAAAAUAAAGGAUAAUAAAGUAUUAUUACAAAAAAAACUAAAAGCAUAACAAAUACUCGUAAGAAAGUAUCUAACAUUUUGCUACGACUCGCUCCUUAUAAAAUGACUGGUUUAACGAUGCAUAAAUGCAAGGUUUAGCAUAAAAAA